Molecule: messenger RNA, 801 nt
Organism: Peromyscus eremicus (cactus mouse)
Lineage: Eukaryota; Metazoa; Chordata; Mammalia; Rodentia; Cricetidae
Product: proline-rich protein 23A3-like
Exons: 1
Coding region: 1-801 (266 amino acids)
Source: RefSeq, a predicted model, not a curated record
AUGCCAGGAGCGCGGCCCUGCAGCCCCACCGCCAACCCGCUGCCCUGCUGGGCACCGCAGCCAGAAGGACCCAAGCCUGCCAAGCGCCGCUGCCUCCAGCAGGCACAGCCAGACCUGGAAGCGCCCACAGGGCCGGCCAGCGAGCAGCUCACCACCACCAUGUUCCUGCCUGCUGGCCUUGCUCUCAAACUCCAUCUGGAAGGCGUCGACCUGCUGCUGGAGCCUGAGCCCGAUUCGGUCAUCACAGUGACGCUCCCUGGACACACCAUCACCGUGGUGCCCGAGGAUCUCCAGGACUCCCACCAGCCUGGACAGCCUGGCUUCUUGCCCUCCAGCCAUCAAGAGGCCGCUCUCCUGGAAAUGCCCCAGGACCACCAGGUCAUCCUCCAGCGGGGAUCCUCCGGCACAUGUGUAGCAGACACCCAAGGCUGGGGAAACCCCUCUGACCCAGGUGAAGACGCUCAAGGAGGCUUAGGAGACUUCCUGAGGCCUAUGCCAUGGAUGGAUGCUCCAGCCGGCAUGGUCCCGGGGAUGCUUCUUCCCUUCACCGGGGUGUCCAGCCCCUUGUUCCCGGGCCAAGUGCCAUGUCCUUGGGGCCCAUCAGCCCUUCCUGGUGCAGAGAGAUAUGCUCCCAGCUCCAUCUGGAGCCUCAAAGGCAGCAUGCUGUGGCCUCUCCCCAGCUCACCACUGCAGCCUCUCCCUCCAUCUCCUCCUCCUCCUCCAAGUCACCAGGCACAGGACCCUCAGAGUCACCAGAAGCUCUGGCGCCCUUGCUGCAGGGCCCGGAGGCGCCUCUUCUAG